AUGAUGACAUUUAAUAAGAUUUCUGUGUAUCUAUUCAUUUUGCAUGUUCCUAUUUUUUUAAUUAAUAUUUCGUGCAAUGUAAUUAUAAAUAACAAUAAAUCGAACUCAAAUGUAUCAAAAAUUGAUAAUUUGAAAAAAGAAAAUGAUGAUGAUAUUUUGAACGUUAAUAAUAAGGGGAAAAUGAGGAACUUGUUUCUGGAAAUUCGGAGGAAUUCAAUGAAUGAUUGGAAUUACAGAAAUAUAAAAAAUGCUUCAGAAGCUAAUACUGGAGUAUAUGUUCCUCCUAGGAGAAACAAAUUAUGUCUUUUAGAUCUUGGCAAAACGCAAAAUGGUAUAAAGGAUAUGAAUAAAUUCAAAGAGGAACUUCUUAAAGUUGCUUCAGGUGAAUCAUAUUCCUUAAUGGAAUAUUUUAAGAACGAACCUUCAAAUGCAUUAGCUGCAUUAGAUUAUAGUUUUGCUGACUUAGGAGAUAUUGUUAAAGGAACAGAUAUGAUGGAUAAUAAAUAUACAAG
Molecule: messenger RNA, 512 nt
Organism: Plasmodium adleri (nom. inval.)
Lineage: Eukaryota; Apicomplexa; Aconoidasida; Haemosporida; Plasmodiidae
Source: the annotation of a RefSeq genome assembly